AUCAAACUUUUGAUUGACAUUUGCUAUCCAAAACAUGUAACCCUUUUGUCGUGAGACGAUCAAAUUAAUCACAUACCACAAUCAAACUCUCUAUUUAUUAGUAGUAUUAUCAAACUACUAUUAAUAGUAUUAUCAAACUGUUAUUAAUUAUCAAUACAUACGUUUAAAUAGUUGAAAAUCCCCUACGAAAUGGAAGAAACAGAUAAAACUGUAUUCAAAAAACAUACACAAACUUUAUCCGCGGGAGAAAAAAAGCUCUGGUUUAUUCGCAUGGGAAAAAUUACUCUGACUUAUAAGAAAUAAAACUAAUUCUGUAAACUUAGUUGUAUCAUUACACAAAUAAGAUCCCAGAUAAAUUGAACCGAAUAAUAGGAUUAAAUCAACAUAGACAUUACUGAUAACAUCAACUCAACUUUGGUUGACAUGUACUAAAUAGUUGGUUUAUUUCCACAAUAAAGUCAGCCGGAACAAAUUUUGGUUCCAAUCAAGCAAAGAACAUUGUUGAUGUUAAAGGGAGAAACUAGUUCAAAACAAUUAUAUUCUAACUAGAAAUCAUCAUAAAUCAAAUUUUAAAAUUUACUAGCAGUUUUGUUAUUUUAAACAUUUCUCUGCGUGUACUCACUUCGACAUCUCAGAGACGGCUUUCAUAAACUUAGACUCAAAUGGGAGAUCUUAUAGUCCAUAGGUUGUUGUAAAAUGUUAUCCGGAUCCGACUUGAAGGAGUAAUAAGUUAGUUUAGUUUAGUUUUCUUUAUGAAAGAGACUUUCAGCCGGUGGCUGGUUCGUCUCUGUGGAGUAAUGAGUGUUAAAAAUGUCAAAACAUUGAUAUAGUUGACACGAAAGUGCUUCCUUCUAGGAAAAUAUUGAAAACCUCACGGUAAGACCGUGUUAUUGCAACUUCAUCAUAAUUUAAUAGUAUUGUAGAGAACCAGUAGCGAGUGAAUAACUUAGCAUCACAUUAGAGUAAUCUCUAUUCAACCAAAUCUUCACAGAAAACCUGAAUGCACUGCGACAAUACACUGAAGGGAGUGUCACAAGAACUGUUCAACCUCCGUCGCUCUGAACGUAGUAAAAUAGUAGACACACCCGCACUGUUUGGUUCGAAAUCUUGAUUGUUAUCUCACCUCGUUGUAUGUCAGCACGAACAGGAGCCAACAAGAGGAAAUGUUUUAUUCACCUUUCUCGAGUGUACACAUCUCAUUUGCUAUUCCGCACGUGUUACUACCAUAUGCAGAUCAAACUCUCGUCGUUCGAAUGCAGAAACAUUCGUCUUUUCCUAGAUUCAGUCUACCGCCGACGGUCAUAGGAAAAGAAUCUAUUAUUUCCUCAACAGUGAAGGCAAGAUAAAUUGUUCAGGAAAAACAAGAACAUGAUUGAAUCCAGCUGCAUUGCGAACGAAUCAACUAGUGAAAAUCAAAUAGCCACGGGUGGGAAAAAGAAAACUCAUCUGCAGCGUGUUAUGCUGCAAAGAAUGGGUUCCUUCACAUCGGCGCCCCAAAUCAAGAACGUCGACUACCAGGAUGAUCAGCUGGAGAUAUCCAACGGGAUGUCAAUACCAGAUCUGGUAGAGUACUGUCGAAUAGCUCGUGGCGAAGAUCGGCCCCAGCUGGUGAAGCGAAAGUUCCUUCGUCCAGAUGAACGCAUCAAUCAACCCAGCCUGACCGAUGGUUUCCGGAUGCUGAAACUGGAUGCGAUAUCAACGACUUGCAGUGAACCAACGACUAAUCCAGCCCAGCUCCGUGUUUUCCAGUGGAAUAUGCUCUCACAAACACUCGGCAUGAAUAAUGAUGGCUUUGUUAGAUGCCCAGUAGAUGCACUUACCUGGGAAUGCAGACGAUAUCAAUUGAUACAAGAAAUUGUACAAAACGACCCGGACAUAGUCUGUCUUCAGGAAGUGGAUCACUUCAAGUUCAUCCAGAAAAUUUUAGCUACCCAAAAUUACGAAGGAGUUUUCUUCCCCAAACCGGACUCACCCUGUCUCUACAUCAACGGUAACAACGGCCCGGACGGUUGUGCAGUAUUCUAUAAAAAAGAUCGCCUGGAGAUGAUCAAUCACUUCACCAGAGUGUUGGAAGUUUGGCGUGUCCAAAGCAACCAGGUCGCGAUAGCCGCAAUGUUUCGAACUCUGGACACCAAUCAGGAGAUUUGUGUGACCACUACCCACCUUAAAGCACGCAAGGGAGCACUGCUGUCCAAGCUGCGGAACGAACAGGGAAAAGAUCUGCUCUAUUUCAUCGAUGGCAUAGCCAAGAAACGACCGGUGAUUUUGUGUGGUGAUUUCAAUGCGGAACCUAUUGAACCCAUCUAUAGCACGGUGUUGAACUACAAACCCCUGGGACUGUCCAGUGCGUACUCGGAUCUUUUGGCACAGGAACACCAGGAAACCGAAAGCGAGAACAAUCAGAAUGCCGCAAAUACAGACACCUCAUGCCCUGUUCUGCAACAUAAAUCAAGCAUAGCAUCGUUUCACAGUGACGACGAUGACUGCAGUAUCAGCUCGACGGGAAAGACAAAAGCUGAACAAUCAGCUGCCAACGAGCCAGCCUACACAACCUGGAAGAUUCGGGAGGAGGGCGAGGUGUGUCACACAAUCGACUACGUAUUCUAUUCCAAAGAUCAGAUCUCCGUCAAGAACUGCCUCAUGUUCCCAUCGGGUGAAGAGAUAAGCCCUGACCGAACACCCAGCUAUCAGUACCCAUCGGAUCACUUUUCUCUGUGCUGUGAUUUCGAGCUGCAGCCAGCACCGAGCAAUAGUGAUCAGCACUAGAAACGUAUCACCAAUGUUGAGAAAGAAAACUCUGCAAGCACCGCAAGAUGAAAACUGAAUGGACAUCAAUGUUUGUACCGAAAGUAUCAAAUUAGCUAAUAAGAUGGGAAUUUUGAGCUAUGCUCGAAGCCAAAUCCACGAAACAAAAUACAAAUUGGACACCGUUCUUCCAAUGAGAACUUCAAACAAUUAGUGUUAGUAAACAAAUCAAUUAUCCGGCGCAGGACGAAUAUGGAAGUCAAAUCAAUGUAAUUGAUUUGAGUCGGUGUCAAUGAAAACGUAAAGUUAAUAGUUGUACAGCUUGUGAUAAUAGUUGUGAUAUUAAAUGAGCCGCAUACCCUUGAUGGGUGGCCCAAACGAAAUGGGAGAGUUGAAUCCCAGGGUUUUAUUUUCAUACUUUUAAUUGUGUAACUCGAUUGACCUUAGUUAGAUACUGUAAUAACGUAUUGCUAUAAACACAAAACUUAUUCCUUUUUCUAUGAGGCGAUGCAACAAAGAAGCCAUACUGACGGAUUUUAUGUUAACAAAGAGCACGAUAUUUUUUUACAAUAGAACAAGGCAAUGUAAGAUGACAUACGGUACGGUAUGUUAGUCAAUUAUGUUGAUAGUUAGGUGAAACAGUUGGGUCUACCAGAAAGAUAACGCAACUCAAGGAUUGUUAGGUGACAAAGCAAACAAUAACCAUUGACGAAAUCUAUGAUGUGCGUUGAUUUUCAAAUAAAGAAGAAACAACAACAAACACA
Messenger RNA from Malaya genurostris, 3509 nucleotides. It is a transcript of the gene cu, whose product is annotated as nocturnin. Bases 1369 to 2766 code for a protein of 465 amino acids. Gene Ontology annotation, molecular function: poly(A)-specific ribonuclease activity. NCBI's taxonomy places the organism in Eukaryota, Metazoa, Arthropoda, Insecta, Diptera, Culicidae. The transcript is spliced from 6 exons. Gene Ontology annotation, biological process: circadian rhythm. The record is from RefSeq and is a predicted model, not a curated record.